Molecule: messenger RNA, 2306 nt
Organism: Micropterus dolomieu (smallmouth bass)
Lineage: Eukaryota; Metazoa; Chordata; Actinopteri; Centrarchiformes; Centrarchidae
Exons: 6
Coding region: 1016-1996 (326 amino acids)
Molecular function (GO): hydrolase activity, hydrolyzing N-glycosyl compounds
Source: RefSeq, a predicted model, not a curated record
AUAAUUGGCAAAUCGAUCUGCAUCCAUUGGUUCUUAUUCUUCUUAGCUGUGUGUGUGAGUGAAAUGGUUUUGCCAGCAGAAUUCACUAGCUUGUUUAUUCUCUGCAGCGCUCAUUUGGGCUUUCUGUGGUCUUUCUGUGGUGUUGAUGGCCAUCAGGCAUUACCUUACCAACAUGUUUUGCUUCAUGUUGCAUUAUGACAACUUGAAUUAUCUUCUGUGCAUUUAAACUAUGAUAAAAGGGGGAUUGUUUGGGAGCAAAAGCUCUAAAACAUGUUGCAAGUACAACACUGUGCAAGGUGUCACAAAUAAAUCAGAAAGCAGGCUGUACAAAUCAGGUGACCAAGCAAUGUGACGACACACACAGCUUGUACAGUACAGGCUGAUCCACACGAGGCCUGAUUCCACAUUGGUGAAGCAAGUAAUGAUGCAUUGCUCUUUUUCUAGAAGGCUUGAAUAAUACAAAUCAUUCGAUUUGUGCCUUUGAUCCAUAUGAAGGCAACAUUGUAGAACUUUAAGAACACAUAAAACCUGGUCACCGCCAAGCUCCCAGCAUUCAGACAAAAAAUGUAACGAGACAAGACACAAACACAAACGCACCUGAGUGUCCAUUAAUGUUUUCAGGAUGAAGAAAAGUACCUGCGAAGAACUCCGGGUAGCUCCUAAAGCCAGUAAACCCUUGGCUUAAAUCUACUGUAACCAACCUCUCGAAGGGAAAUAAGACUAAAACUAGUAAGUCUAAUGCCAGGAGCUCGAUGUGAUUGAGUAUCCACAGCCCCAGAGAGAGAAGCAAGUGUUCCUUCAUUUGAAAAGGCAAAAGCACAGCCCCUGCCACAGAGGAACCACAGGCAGCCAGUGGGGAAAAAAGUACAAAAAAGGCAGGAACAAGACAGAAAACAAACAUCAUCCAGAUAGACUGUUCCUGGAAUACAGAAAGUUACUGCCCUCCAUGAGCAGAACAAGUCUGAUUUUUCUGCAGACUUGAACUGUAAAAUGGAGCGAGGAAACACAGAAGACCAUGGCAAAGAAGCAGGUGAUCAUCGACACCGACUGCGGCAUAGACGAUGCUCAGGCCAUAUUAAUGGCCUUGGCCGCACCCAACAUUCAGGUCGUGGGCGUGACCUGUGUGUUUGGGAACGCAGCAGUUGAGAACGUGUGUCAGAAUGUUCUGAGGGUGCUCUCUGUCUGUGAGCGUGAAGGGAUUCCAGUGUUUCGAGGUUCUGGUGGUCCUCUGGUUGGAGCCAGUAACCUACUUAGUGACCACUUUGGAGGUGAUGGACUUGGGGGUGUGAUUGAAGACAAAGACCCACAUUGGGAGGAGAAAAUCCAGAGCGAGCACGCGGUCAAUGCAAUGAUUAGGCUGGUGACUGAAAACCAGAAGCAGGUGUCCUUGGUGGCCCUUGGCCCGCUCACUAAUCUGGCAUUGGCUGUCAGACUAGAUCCAUGUUUUCCCCAAAAGCUCAAAGAUCUGUACAUUAUGGGGGGCAACAAGGAAGGAAUAGGAAAUGUGACCCUAUGUGCAGAGUUUAACCUUGCAAUGGAUCCGGAGUCUGCCUAUGUUGUUCUCGAGGAGUUCCUCUGCCCUACAUACCUGGCAUCAUGGGAAUAUUGCUGCAGAAACUCACUGCCGUGGGAGUUCUUUGAAGAGUUGAUCAACCAGGAUGCACCUGCUGCAGGCUUCAUGAAGAUGAUAACAUCUAAAUGCUGGGCUUACUCCAAAGAGGCUAUGAUGAAAAAGAGAGGUGUGUACUUUGGAUCUGGCUUCGUCUCUUACGACGCUUAUGCGAUGGCAGCCUGUAUUGACAACAGCGUGGUAACAGAGACAAUCGAGUGUCCUGUCCGCGUGGAGUUGCAGGGUUCGAUCUCCCGUGGCAUGCUGGCACUAGAUCGCACAAACGAGCUGAAGAAGAGCCACAGCGUGUUUGUUUUGACUAAAUGUGAUGUUGCCAAGUUUGGUCAGUUACUCAUGGAGUCUGUUAGACAACCUUGUAAGAAAUAAUCUUUUUUUUCUGCUGCGGCCUGACUCUUGGACAGAGCCACUUGACGACAAUGUAGCCAACGUUUUCCAGCUUCACAUCUACUGCAGAUUGUUAAAUUCUCAUCAGUUUGUCGGAACCAGCUGCAAGGGAGAGGUUUUGCGCGCUGAAUUAGAGGAGCAUUGCCAGUGAAAUGUGGAAUAUUUUAAAUGCCUAAAUUAAAGAAGAAAUACAAUUCACAUUGCAUUUUCUCUUUAAUAAGUAAUUGAAUUGUUUUCCAGUGCAACAUGAAUGUUCCAUGUCACAUUAAAAUCAAAUCACAAAACCAGAAAA